Capsella rubella is the source of this 1673-nucleotide messenger RNA. Its product is annotated as E3 ubiquitin-protein ligase SINA-like 2. Gene Ontology annotation, molecular function: zinc ion binding. NCBI's taxonomy places the organism in Eukaryota, Viridiplantae, Streptophyta, Magnoliopsida, Brassicales, Brassicaceae. The transcript has 3 exons. The coding region runs from base 106 to 1434 and encodes 442 amino acids. The record is from RefSeq and is a predicted model, not a curated record.
AAACGUUCCGGCGGGAAAAUAGAAAAGGGGAAUUAGGGUUUUACUCAAUCUGAUAAGCGAUUCCGAUCAAAAUCGAGACUUAAUAGCUCCAGAUCUCCGAUAACCAUGGCCGGAGAAGCUUCGAGCAGCCGCCUAAAGAGACAACGAGUACCCUCCAUUUCUCAAUCCGUAUGCCCAGAAGAUGGUGGCGGAGGAGAUGUUGCGGUGGGAACAUUGUUCGAGUUAGAUCUUCUCGAAUGUCCCAGUUGUUGUCACUCACUCACCAGCCCUAUCUUUCAGUGUGACAAUGGUCAUAUCGCGUGUUCUUCUUGUUGUGCUAAAACGAGGAACGAAUGCCUUUCCUGCAAGUUGCCUAUUGGUAAGUAUCGAUCUAGAAUAAUGGAGAGAGUUGUUGAAGCAGUCAUUGUUCCUUUGCCCAGUGUAGCCAAAAAUGCCUUCGCUGGAGAAGCGUCGAGCAGCCGCCUAAAUAGGCAACGAGUUCCUUCUGUUGUUGGAGAAGAAUGCGAGAAUGGUGAAGGAGAUGUGGUGGUACGAUCUGGGAAGUUGUUCGAGCUAAAUCUUCUCAAUUGUCCUGUUUGUAGUGAUGCACUCACGGGUCUUAUCUUUCAGUGUGACAAUGAACAUAUAGCUUGUUCUUCUUGCUGCACUAAACUAAGGCACAUAUGCCCUUCCUGCACUUUGCCCAUUGGUAUCUAUCGAUGCAGAAUAAUGGAGGAAGUUGUCAAAGCAGUCAUUGUCCCUUGCCCAAACGCCAAACAUGGCUGCACCGAGACAUUCUCUUAUGGCAAAGAGUUAAUCCAUGAGAAGAAAUGCAGCUUUGCUCUGUGCUAUUGUCCUGCGUCGAACUGCAACUACUCGGGUGUGUACAAGGAUCUAUACAGUCACUACGCUGCUAAUCACAAGAACAUUUACAAGCGUUUCAGUUACGGCUAUUCCCAUCAUGCAUGCUUGGGCAUCGAUUGUAAUAUUGUGGUCUUUCAGGAAUAUGGAGAUGGUCCAUUGGUUGUGGUUCAGUGUUUCAAGGAACCACAAGGAGUGUUUUUGACUGCGAACUGUAUAGCACCUUCUGCUCCUGGAGUUGGAAAUCUCUCCUAUGAUCUAUCAUACUCCACAGCAGGUAAAACUGUGACGUUUAAAUCGUCGGAGAUGAAUAGGAUCCAAAAAGUGAGCUUCCAAACUCCGGAGAAGGACUUCAUGAUUAUUCCUGACUAUUUAUUGAGUCGGGUGGGUUUGUUAAAGAGUAUCCGUAUUUGCAUCCGCAACUUAGGAAAAGAAAAAGAAAAAACUGAAGAUGAAGAAGAAGAGGAAGAAGAUGAAGAUGAAGAUGAAGAUGAAGAUGAAGAGGAAGAAGAUGAAGAUGAAGAAGAGGAACUUGAAGAAGAAGAAGAAGAAGAAGUUGAAGAAGAUGAAGACUACGGAAUUAUCAUAACAUAGCCGUUGUUGACCAUUUUGUGCAUAUAACCUAUCAAUGCAUUGUCUGUUGUUUUUUUCUUUGUCUCCUGCAACUUCAAAGCUGGUACUGAGUUGCUUAAAACUUAAGUUCCUCUGCAGAUCUUCUCAGUCUUUCUCUUAUGGGCCUAUUGGUCUUAGUUAUGUUCCACUCUGUGAAGUACUGAUUUGAUUCUACAAACUUCCUCUGAUGCAAUUCACAUUUGGUGAGAUCGUUUCUGCUA